CGUGGAGAUGAACCACGCUGCAGGUCCCAGAGCUGCAGAAGAGCCGAGCCGACCCGUCUGUCCCUCCUCCUCCUCCUCCUCCUCCUCCUGCACCUCUGCUGGUCUUCUACCCUCUCAGCGGGACAUCACACAGCGUCCGGGAUCAUGCUGCUUUCUCAGAGGGCUGCGUUAUUAUCGCCUCAUUGGGUCGCUGCUGAGUGAAAGAGAAAGUCCACACUGGAUCUGAAGAACCUUCUUAGAUCUUCGCAUGCUUUUCUGUCUGAAUACCUCCACCAGAUCCUCUGGCUCAGUUUUCUUCCUCGCAGAUUUUGGAUUAUCGCUGCGUCGAGGAGAUAUGCUGAUAUUAUUUAUGAUCAGUGUGGCAGUGUUGUCAGAUGCAGGUGUUUCGGUGGAGGUGUUUCGAGCAGGUGUGGCCCCCCGCUGUGAGAGCAGGGCCUGCAACCCCCGUAUGGGAAACCUCGCCCUGGGUCGGCGGGUCCUGACACAGUCCGUUUGCGGGAACAAUGGAACAGAGCUCUACUGCUCCUACUCUGACCCCAACGGCAACCUGGCCUGUGGUGACCCCAAAUGCUCCAAAUGCAACGCCGCCCUACCCCCACUGUCCCACCUGGCAGGGGCCAUGUCCGACUCCUCUUUCCGCCACCCUAACACUUGGUGGCAGUCUGCAGAAAGUGUGGAGUCGGAGAUGGUCCAGCUGGACCUGGAGACGGAGUUUUACUUUACACAUCUCAUCCUCGUGUUUCGCUCACCACGGCCUGCUGCCAUGACCCUGGAGCGCUCGCAGGACUUUGGACAAACAUGGAAGAUGUUGCAGUACUACGCCAGUAACUGCAGCGCCACCUUCGGACUGGAGGAGGGAACAGCAAGUGGGGGCCGGGAUGGGGCCAGCUGCACCUCCAAGUACUCUGGAGCUUAUCCCUGCAGCCGAGGGGAGGUGAUAUAUCGAACCCUCCCAAAGUGGCAGGCGCUGGAUCCAUUUGGGUUGGAAGGCCAGCAGCAGCUGCGGGUGACCAACAUCCGAAUCCGGCUGAUAAAGUACCAGCAGUGCCCCUGCCAGGCCAAAGCUCUCGCCUCUACAAGGAAAGCGCUUCCUGCUCGACACUUUGCCAUUUAUGACCUGAUAGUUAAGGGAAGCUGCUUCUGUAACGGCCACGCGGAGCAGUGCGUCCCUGCACCUAAAUACCAGCCCACCAGAGACCGAACCAACCAUGUGAUUCAUGGAAGAUGUGUGUGCAGACACAACACUGCAGGGGAUCACUGUGAGCGUUGCGCUCCUCUUUACAAUGAUCGACCCUGGCAGCCCGCCGACGGUCUGACGGGAGCACCACACGAAUGUCGCAAAUGUAAGUGUAACGGACAUGCUCAAAGCUGCAGUUUUGAUUGGACGGUGUGGCGCGAGUCUGGCCAGAGAAGCGGAGGCGUGUGCGACUGUCUGCACAACACUGAUGGGCGUCAGUGUGAGAAAUGCAAAGCUGGCUUCUACAGAGACCCACAGCGGCCUCACACGGCUCCAGACUCAUGCAAACCUUGCAACUGUCACCCAAUGGGCUCCAUGCCCUUUCACGUUACUGACGGGUCUUUGUGCGACCCUUCCAACGGAAACUGUAUUUGCAAACCUGGAGUCGGCGGAGCGCAGUGCGACAGGUGCAUGGUGGGAUACUGGGGAUUUCAUGAGUAUGGCUGCCGCCCAUGCGACUGUGCAGGAGACUGCGACCCGUUUACUGGCGACUGCAUAAAUGGGUAUGGCUCAGAUCUGGAACUGUACAGCCUGGAUGGAAACUCGAGUGAGCCAGUCAGGAUCUUCAGCCCACAUGAACUAUUUUCUGCUCUCCACUACUCUGAGAAGUGCAAAUGCAAAGAGCAAACGCUGACCAACAGUAAACUCUUCUGCACCAUGAACUACGCAUACGUGCUAAAGGUGAAAGUGCUGUCAGCCCACGAUAAAGGGUCCCAUGCUGAGGUGGAGGCCGAAGUUCAAAAGGUCCUCAGCCACAACACCAGGCUGAAGAUACAGAGAGGUUGGGUCACACUUUACCCCGAGUCCUGGACGACUCGGGGCUGCACCUGCCCCAUCCUUAACCCAGGUGUGGAGUACUUGGUGGCGGGUCACUUGGACCGUAAGCAGGGUCGGCUCCUGGUCAACAUGAAGAGCUUCGUCAAGCCGUGGAAGGCCAGUUUACGUCGCAAAGUCCUCACUCUGCUAAAAAAGGACUGCAACUGGUAAAUGCUAGCAGAACGGAUGAGACGGAUGGUUUCUACUUUGCUGGUCUUGCUGCAGGUUUUGAGGGACUGAACUGAGAUGAUUGAAUCCCUCCAUUUCUCUGCUGUUGUCCAACAACAGCUUAAUGCCACUGCUGGAGGUAUUUUAUUAAGACAUAUCUCUUUUGCACCUGUGCAAACUUCCUCUUGCAUGAUUAUGUUCGAGUACAAGCGGAUUUCACCAGAAACGCAGAACAGCUCUUCCUCCUUUGCAGCACUUUAGCCUAAGAUGGACCAAGCCAACACGGACGCACUAAGAAAAGGAGGAUCAGACCCGCUUGGAUGCAGUACAUCUGCAUGGCGUGCAUGAGAGCAAAAAUACGGGCGAGUGACGCCAAGCAAGCCAUACAAGCCAGUCCAGGUGUGCCUGUGAUUAAAUAAGAGCAAAUGGGUUUCACCAGAAAACCUGAAUGUAUCGCUCCCCCCUGACUGUGGCUGAAUGAGGCACAGAUUCGAUUCAGUCCAGCUCUGAAACUUAUCUGUAGGUUAUAAACCAUCCAAUGUUUGCAUUGCAGCAUAAUGUGAUUCGUUUUAUAUUAAUACGCCCCUUUUGGACUCAAAAAGUUCUUAUUCUUUCCUCUUUUCUGCCCAUGUACAGUAUUAUUUGUAUAUAUCUCUAAAUAUUGUCGCUCACCGCUCUGUUUUUUGUUUAUGGUAAUAUUAAAGGAUAAAUCCAGCCUAUUAAAA
Messenger RNA from Girardinichthys multiradiatus, 2946 nucleotides. It is a transcript of the gene ntn4, whose product is annotated as netrin 4. The transcript is spliced from 10 exons. Bases 248 to 2224 code for a protein of 658 amino acids. Gene Ontology annotation, biological process: cell migration; substrate adhesion-dependent cell spreading; basement membrane assembly. Lineage: Eukaryota; Metazoa; Chordata; Actinopteri; Cyprinodontiformes; Goodeidae. Gene Ontology annotation, molecular function: protein binding. Gene Ontology annotation, cellular component: laminin trimer. The record is from RefSeq and is a predicted model, not a curated record.